UCUUGUGCUCUGACGCAAACAAAACGCGACUCUGUAGGUUUGUGUCGACAGCUGAGCUAACAGCUGUACCGUAUGUGUUUUGUUUUUGUUUUGUAUGCCAUUUCAUCAAGUUCAGUAUUCCGGGAAAUCGACAGCUUGUUUCUCAUCAAAUACCCAGAUUAACACAAUUACAGGAUUUUACUGGGUCUCUUGAAAUUAAAUUUAUAUUUCGAAAAUGGCUUUUCCACUCGUGAUUAAUUAUGAUCUUCUUUAAAAACCACCAAUUUUUAGUAAUGGCUGUCUUAUAUUGUCCAAAAAGUAUGUUAAAAUGUGACUACUCUUCCUGUCAUUGGAAAUAGACUUAAUCAGAAUGUGGAGUAAAUUGAGUUAAGAUUAAACUUGUUAAUGGGUAGUGGUGACUCAGAAUUGGCCCUCCAGUCAGUUCUGGCCCAGGACAGCUCUGCCCAAUGACUGAGUACUAUGAGGAGGGAGGGCUGCUGUAUGAGCAAUCACCUCCCAUGCACAUCAAAGUGGAGUCUCCGGAGGGACCCCUAGGAGGGGGAGCCUCAGAAAAUGGCUUCCCCCGGGAGGAUGAUGACUCGGAUGGCAGCUGUGACCAGAGCAGUGGUUUACCUGGGGGACUCCCCUUUAAUGUAGUUGUGGUGCAUCCAAAUAUCAUGGCUCCAGGAAUGUCCUCAGAUGAUCUUCUGUCAAUUGAACAAAACAGAGCUAUGUCAGCUGCACUUGCAGCUGGAGGUGCUGGAAAAAGAAAGAGUCGGUUUAGUGGUGCAGAGCUAGAGGUCCUGGUGUCUGAAGUCACUCGCUGUGAAGGGGAGCUGUUUGGUCCCGCUGGAAGACUUAGACGACGGGAAAGAGAGCGCAUCUGGGCCGGCAUCUUGGACAGAGUAAAUGCAGUGUCCAGAGUUCCCCGAACCCUUAGAGAGGUGAAGAAACGUUGGGAUGACUUAAAGAGACGCAAUGGAGGCAGACUGGCUGAUGCCCGCCAUCGCAGUUGUUAUCUUCCAUCCAGCAGAGGGAGCUCUCUUCUUAGCCGUUCUCAACCAAGCCCCAGGCUUCAACCAACCAGGCAAAAACCACGUCUGAAAGCAACUUUUCCAUGCUUUGCUGACUCUGAUACAGGUGUAGGGGUGGAAGCCUCAGAAAGAGAUGCUCUAGAGAAAGAAGAGGACACUGCUGAGCGGGACAAAGAUGUAACAGAAAAUGAAUGUGAACCUGUGGAAAAUAGUAUGGAUGACAAACUUGGGUUAGGACUGGGUUUGGGUAUUGGACCACCUCCUCCAUCUGAAAGGUGGCUGCCUCCUUCUCCACUGUACAGUGCUCCUUUCCUCAAUGGCAGUCCACAGCCCGGAAGCCCCCAACCAUCGCUAGGUACACAGCAGGGUCCUCUGGAAGCCCCACCACGCAGCUCCUGGCUAGAAGAUGAGCUCAGAGGAUUAGGGGAAGCAGCUAUUCAGUUAGGUAACCAUGUGGAAAAAAGUUUAAGAGAAUUUGGUGAAGGUUUCAGGGAAGACAUGAAAACACUUGUUGCUUCUCAAGAGGCUCUGGCUCUGAGUCUGCAACAGAAUAAUGUCCUUCUGCAAAGACUGCUGGGAGUUCUGGAGGCUCAGCAGCCACCACCACAGCAACAACAACAACAGCGUUUACAACAAUCACAUCCAAUAUCAAAGCAACACUUACAGACUCCAUCACAGCAACUUGAACCACAACAGAUUAUUGAGACGCCUCAGCAAUCACAAGCCCAGCAUAAUCAAACUCAAAAGCAGCAACCUCAACACUCAUCUCAUUCACCAAUGGCAGUUACAGCAGCUGACAUGCAUGGCACCUUUUCGUCGGAUUCGCUCACAGAAGAAGACAGGAGUGGACACAAGCCACGGCGAGGAAAAGUGUCUGAUCACAGGCGCAAAAAACGUCGAUGAGCAGGAACAAAAACAGAACUACUGUACUUAAAAAUGUGAAAAAACAAGUACCCACUCUUUUAUAAAUACCUGAGUGAAACUACAUAAACUGACUUUGUUAUUAGUUCAACUUAUUAAUGCCAGUCCUUAGCAAGUGAACUAAAGUUGAUGAUACAAUAAUAAAUUGGACAAUAGCCUUAAUAUUAGCUCUUUUAUUUAUAGCAUAAGGGAUGUGCUAGACUUUGUCUUUCUACAGUGACACAGCUACAGGAUGUAUGAAAUUAAUGUGUAAUAUGCAUGUAAUAAUACAUGCUUUGCAGUAGACUUGUCAAGCUUACAAUGUUACUUACUAGUUCAGCAUUGACAAUAUCAACAUAAUAUAACUUCAUAGUACUUGUAAAAUACAAUGGUAUGUGCAUAUACAUUAUAAUGUUAAGUAACAAUAACUUGGAAAUGUAUGCUUUUUAACAGCCUCACAGUGCAUUCACUAAAAUGCCAAACUGCUUUGUUUUUAGACAAAAUGUAACAUCCUCCAGAUACAAGUGGGAUUUGUCUUCCUUGUUUAUUUGCCAACAACACUAUUUAUUCUGCUCUUGCAUGCAGUAGGCUAUGGUAUGGUGUAGAAUUUGGGGGUAGAUUAGCAUAAUUUUUCCACCACUUGUGUUUUAUAAUUA
Molecule: messenger RNA, 2569 nt
Organism: Boleophthalmus pectinirostris (great blue-spotted mudskipper)
Lineage: Eukaryota; Metazoa; Chordata; Actinopteri; Gobiiformes; Gobiidae
Exons: 4
Coding region: 447-1916 (489 amino acids)
Cellular component (GO): nucleus
Source: RefSeq, a predicted model, not a curated record